CGAGCAUGCGCGAUGGCGCCCGACGUAGCCUUUAUAUAGGGGCGGGGGGGCGGCGGUGCCGCCGCAUUGCAGACGGGAGCGGGGAUGAUGGCGCGGCAGCUCCUCUGUCUCCUCGGGCUCCUGGCGGCCGCUGUGGCAAGCCCUGUUUUGUGGCAGAAGGACUGCGUGAAGGGUCCGGAGGUAUGGUGUCAGAGUCUUCGGACAGCAUCGCAGUGCGGAGCGGUGAAACACUGCCAGCAGAAUGUCUGGAACAAGCCUACUGUAAACAGUAUCCCCUGUGACUUGUGUAAGGAACUUGUGACAGUGGCUGGCAAGGUUUUGAAGGAUAAUGGCACCGAGGAUGAGAUCCGCUCUUACUUGGAAAAGACAUGCGAGUUUCUUCCUGACCAAGGCCUGGUCUCUGAGUGCAAAGAAAUUGUGGAUUCCUACCUACCAGUUAUCAUGGAUAUGAUCAAAGAAGAACUAGAUAAACCUGAAGUUGUAUGUAGUGCCCUCGCACUGUGCCAGUCCCUUCAGAAGCACCUUGCAGCAGUGAAACUUCAGAAACAACUCCAGACCAAUAAGAUACCGGAGCUGGACUUCUCUGAGCUGGCAUCCCCAUUCAUGGCUAACGUGCCUCUUCUCCUUUACCCUCAGGACAAACCCAAGCAGAAGUCUAAGGGAAGUGGGGAUGUAUGCCAAGACUGCAUUCAGCUGGUUACUGAUGUGCAGGAAGCUGUGAGGACAAACUCAUCUUUUGUAAAGUCUUUGGUUGCUCAUGCCAAGGAGGAGUGUGACCGUUUGGGACCUGGAAUGUCUGACAUAUGCAAGAACUAUAUCUCUGAAUAUUCUGACUUGGCUAUCCAAAUGAUGAUGCACAUGGUAAGAUCACAACCAAAGGACAUUUGUGCCAUGGUUGGGUUCUGUCCUUCCGUGAAAUCUGUUCCCCUUCAGACUUUGGUGCCAGCUCAAGUGGUUCAUGAAGUGAAAAUGGAAACGGUGGAGAAAACCUCAGUUCAAGAGAAAACUUUUUCCGUGUGUGAAAUAUGUGAGACUAUGGUGAAAGAAGUGACUAGCCUCUUGGAGAGCAACAAGACAGAGGAGGAGAUUGUACAUGAAAUGGAGGUCAUCUGCUACCUGUUCCCAGCAAGUGUCAAAGACCAGUGUAAGGACUUCAUAGAUGUCUACGGCCAAGCUUUGAUCGACAUGCUCUUGGAGGCAACGAAUCCGGAAGCUGUGUGUGUUAUGCUGAAAUGCUGUGCAGCCAACAAGCCUCCGCAGCAGCCAGUUUUAGUGAAACCUGCAGGUGGCUUCUGUGAUAUCUGCAAGAUGGUGGUAGCUUAUGCAGACAAAGAACUAGAGAAGAAUGCCACGACAGCUGAAAUCGAAGCUUUACUGGAAAAAGUCUGUCACUUCCUGCCGGAGUCUGUCAGUGAUCAGUGUGUUCAGUUUGUGGAACAGUAUGAACCCAUUGUUGUGCAACUCUUGGCAGAGGUGAUGGAUCCCACUUUUGUUUGCACUAAACUCGGAGUCUGUGGAUCAGCUAAACAGCCUCUCCUGGGGGAUGAUGCUUGUGUCUGGGGUCCAGGUUACUGGUGUAAGAACAUGGAGACUGCUGCUCAGUGCAACGUAUGUAAAGCAGGAUUCUGCCUCAAGUUUUCUGUUGGUCUUCAAUAGCUCCUUAUAAACUACUUUUCUGGCUUCUGUACCACGCUUUCAAGUGGAUGAAUUCCAGUUUCAGGAAGCAAAACGGUUCUAGAUAGAGGUGGUUAGGUUUGAUUAGAGGGUCUUCCAUAGCCCGUGGCUUCCUAAAAGCAGAUUGUUUCCUCUCCCCUUCAUUCUAUCCUAUCCCCCACCUGUCUGUUAGCAUUUCAAAAUCUAUAGCAAGGUACAAUGUGAGCUCUAUAUUUAGUCUGUGCUCCCACAGCCAACAGACCAUGUCACGACCUCUCACAAGCUCUAAAAAUUGGCUUCCAGUAUUGCUGUGGGCUGAUGCUUUCUUUGCCAGGCCUCAAUGGCUAAGGGUCAUCAGCAUUCUUUCCUGAAGCUUCUGGGUGUGGACAAGGAUAUUAUUUAUUCUAGUCCUCUUUGGAAUCACUUAUUCUAAGAAAAACAGAUUUGCUCCCAAGAUCUUGGCUCAGAAGAAGGCAUUGACUUGUAUGUGUAGAUGCAUGCUUGUUUGCAAACAGCCUUUUUUCCCACUAAUGUAUGGUAUUUCUUUCCCUUUAGGCUGUUGAUCACUGCAAACGUCAUGUGUGGAACUAGAAGAAGAAUUUUCAGUUCUGAAAGCUUGCCAUGGCUCUUAAAAAUGUGGGCCGAGGUUGGCAGAGAGCUGUAUCUCAAAUGUCCCUCCUCUCUGCCUCGUUAACAAUUUGACCUUCAAGUUCCUUUAUUGUAACUCUUCUGUAGCAGUGCUGCUGUUGAAGGAUCAGAUCCUCAUUGUUGACUUAACAAAGAUAUAUCUGAUUGUACAGUUUAACUCAUUAUGCUCCUAAAAAUAGUCAGUGUGUUGUAGAUUUUUAAUUGGUAGACUGAAGUGUUUUCUAGGUGCUGGGAAGAAUGGCAGAGAAGGUGAAAUGAGACAAGGCUUAUUAUCUUUUAAUUUAAAAAAAAGAACAAGAUAGCGACUAAACUUUCAAAUGUCUUUCUGUAGUCAGCAUUGGGAAGAUUACAUGCUUUGCAUUUUUAACAUCUGCCUGGAAUAUUAAUUUUCUGUGUAACCGUAGGGGAACUCUAAGGGAUAAUGUCGAAUGUGGGAAUCCCUUUGGCUGGAAUUUUCAAAGCUCUGCUGAUGCAGAGGAGGGGACGUUGUGUACCCAGCUAACUUUCAAAGUAACUGGUACCUAAAAAGAUGCAUUUGAGUGACCACGCUUUUGCAUUUGAGUGACCACACUUACGGCUCAUGGUGUUUAUCCCUCCCUCGACCUUUGAUCGUGUCCUUUUUAUUUCCUUGGACUACUUGGUCUAAGCAUGGGUGUUCUACUGUCGAGCCCUGUAUGGUGGGAUUUCGGUCUUUUGACGCAUGCUGACGUACUUAAGGAAUGGCUCCUUUUUUUUUUUUUUUUUUUCUCUUGUACUAGUUGCUCAAUUCUGCUUAGUCUUGCAGCUUCCUACAUGCAGCCAGCCGGGUGCCCAGGAGGUGGAGCGAGCUGGGUCAGUAGAAGAUGGAGGGGGGAAGAAGUCAGCAGGGGCCGUGCAUAUAUCAAAGUGAGUUCAGCACAGAGGGCAGAAUGCAUAGAAAAAUGGUUUUUAUUGUAAACUGCCAGUUUGUUCCUUAUUCUGUUUUUUUUUUCCUCCCAUAGCAUAUUUCAGUCAUCUAAAACUUGAGGCACUCACUAUGAGGCUCACAGGCAGUUUGCAUUGCUGCUGCCCAUUCUUACUGACACCCUUCCGAGUAGUUUGAAGUAUAAAUUUUCUGUUGGGAAAUGAGUCCGAGUAGCAAGCGGAGACGGCAGAUGGUAGGAGAAGUGUAGUAGGUACACCUGACAACCUGCCUUUCACGCUGCUGCAGCAUCCCACUGAAAUAGCCUGAACUUUUGAACAAAAAGCCUUUCAAGGCAGGCUGCUACCCUGGAAACAAGUCAGGCCCUUGAGGUGUAGGGGCCUGGAGGAUGAGAAUCAUGCUUAUGUUGAUUGAGGUGGACUUUGCAUCCCCUACCAGCAUUUAGUGUGUUAAUUCUGAUCAAGUUAACCCCCAAAACAGAGCCACCAAAGUAGCUCUGAGGAGACCUUUGGGAAGGAGGAGCUGGGCAGAGGUGGAGCUUUGAAAAUUCCAGUCCUGUUCAGAAAGGUGCCCGCAACUGCUACUGUUCCUGUGGCGUCUUGGGUGAGGCGGGAGCGCUGGUACCAAUGCUUUAGCACCAAGAAGAGUAAUUUUCAUGCAGUUUAAUGAAAAAACCAUUUGACUGCAGCUUUCUUGUUACUGCGUGUACGUACUAAAUGUCUGGGCGGUGUUGGCAGAGAGCAGUGCUGGUUUGUCUUUCCUGUUUGCGUUUGUACAGAAUGCUGAAGGACUCGUGGCUUUGAGGAAAAAAAAAAAAUUCCCCUAAAGAUGUAAAAUACCCGCAGCUUUCUGUCUUGGCAGGCUUGUGCAGUGGUUCCAGCAGUGUAUCCCAGUUGGGGUAGAUAUGCCAGAUAGGAAAUGGGCUCUCUUCAGCGUUGCUGCCCUGGAGGUACGGGUUGUGUUACACUGCGGCAUGGAGUAUUGUAUUUGAUCUUUUAAACUGGAUGGCGUUCUCCUAACGUGAAUUUUUCUGGGGGGAGGUGGGGGUGGAUGGAUACUUGCUCUUACAGGUUGGCAAGGUUUUAACUUUCUUGCGUUUUUAGUAGUGAAGGAUUCGUGCUAGUGACCCAUCGCGCGAGGUGAACCGGGGGAAAUCCUGUGCUAGCGCUGGGAGUCUCUUUAGUUUUCUCCCUUCCUGUGGACCGUGGCACCUGACCCGCUUGAGUUAUGCUGGGGGACACGUGCAGUUGCUUUCUAAAGAACAUUGUCUUGAAUUUUUUUUUUGCACAAAAGCUUCCUUAAUGAACAAUAAAAACCUCUGUAAACAGA
This is a messenger RNA of Grus americana (Whooping crane), 4531 nucleotides long. It is a transcript of the gene PSAP, whose product is annotated as prosaposin. Gene Ontology annotation, cellular component: lysosome. The transcript has 13 exons. NCBI's taxonomy places the organism in Eukaryota, Metazoa, Chordata, Aves, Gruiformes, Gruidae. Gene Ontology annotation, biological process: sphingolipid metabolic process. The record is from RefSeq and is a predicted model, not a curated record. Bases 85 to 1656 code for a protein of 523 amino acids.